AGCCUUGUUUGUUUUACUUUUCCAUUUGUUACUUGUGUUUCUGUUUUGUCUUUCAGGCAAGUAAUUGUUAUAAUUAACCACUUUGUUUUUUUAAUUUAUCAGAGAUUACUGUGUAUUCACAACCCGCUUUUCGAGGUCAGUCAAGUCUUGUUAAGUCCUGCAAGGCGACAUAUUGCUCUCAUCGGAACCAAAGGUUUGAUGGUUCUGGAGGUGCCUGAGCGGUGGGGAAAAAACUCUGAAUUUGCAGGAGGUGAAAGAGCUGUUAACUGCAGAACUAUACCUUUUGCGGAGAGAAUGCUUUCCAGCUCCACUUCUCUUUUUCUAAAACAAGCAAUAUGGUACCCUGGUGAAAUUCAAGAACCACAUCUCAUUCUGUUAACAUCUGACAACACAAUAAGAAUUUAUAGUCUUCGUGAUCAUUUAAAGCCAAUAAAAGUUAUUCCACUUUCUAACUCUGAAGAGGAGACAUCAUUUUCCCAUAUUGGGAGGUCCUACAGAGCAUCUCUUGGAGAAACUGCAGUCGCAUGUGAUUUUGGUCCUUUAGUUGCAUUUAAUAGGGGUCACGGACUGCAUAGUAAAGAAGAGACUGCAUAUCCUCUAUACAUACUCUAUGAAAAUGGAGAAACUUUCCUUAUUUACAUUAGUCUGCAAAACGGUAAUAGAUAUGUUGGCAAGCUCCUGGGCCCUCUUCCAAUGCACCCAGCUGCAGAGGAUAACUAUGGCUAUGAUGCUUGUGCGGUGCUUUGCUUACCCAGUGUACCUAGUAUCCUCGUCAUUGCCACUGAAUCAGGGCUUUUAUAUCACUGCGUGGUGCUAGAGGCAGAAGAUGAUGAUGAGCAGACCUCUAACAAGACCUGGUCCAGCCCAGAUACUGACCUUGUUCCUUCCCUGUAUGUUUGUGAGUGUGUUGAGCUGGAAUUGGCACUUAAGAUAACUGCUACAGAAGAUGAAGUACAUGUGGAUACUGACUUCUCAUGUCCCAUUAGACUUCACAGAGACCCAGUCUGUCCCUCAAGAUAUCAUUGCACACACAUGGCUGGUGUUCACAGUGUAGGCUUGACCUGGUUCGAAAAGUUGGGAACCUUUCUUGCAGCAGAUGAGGAAGACAAAGAUAGUUUGCAUGAGCUGGCAACAGAACAGAAAUGCCUUGUGGAACAUAUUAUGUGUACUAAGCCCCUACCAUGCAGCCUUCCUGCCCCCAUUCAGGGAUUUUGGAUUAUUUCUGAUCUUGCCCUUGGAACAGCUAUGAUAUGCGUUACUAGUGGAUAUAAAUGCAUCAUCCGGCCUUUGCAAACAACUAUCUGUCAACCUUCACCGCUCCUUCUGUGCUCCCAGGUUGACAAAAGCGUUGCAGAAACUUUACCACGUGUCCUGGCAGAUGUGAAAGGAUCCUUUGAAAGCCAUAUCAGAGGCAUUCUGAGCCGUAACUCUGGAAACCCCUUGUUAUUAAAUGCAUCAAAUAAAGAUUCCUCUCCACCACCUGAAGAAUGCCUGCAGUUACUGAGUAGAGCAAUCCAAGUGUUUCGAGAAGAAUAUGUCCUUAAAAUGGACCUGGCACGGGAAGAGAUCCAGAGACGAGUGAAGUUACUGAUGUUCCAGAAAAAGAAACAGAUGGAAGAUUUGCAGCACUGUAAGGAAGAGCGAACAUGUCUUAAAGAGACAGCUGAACGUCUAGCUGAAAAAUAUGAAGAGGCCAAAGAUAAACAAGAAGCUCUAAUCAACAGGAUGAAGGCUGUGCUACGCAAUUUCUAUACACAGCUCUGCAUUUUAUCAGACAGCGAAAGAGACAUGAAAAAAGAACUGCAGAUAACGUCUGAACAGCUACAUCACCUAGGAAAUGCAAUAAAACAGAUCAAAAUGAAAACUGCUUACCAAGAGAAGCAGGUGGAAAAGGAAAAAAGUCCAAGUGUAUCUAACCUGACCCUUAAUAACUACCAAAAGAAGACUAUCCAGACUGUAUUAAAAGAAGCGGGUGAACAUAUUCAAGAAAUGGUAAAACAAAUAAACAGCAUCCGAAGCCAUGUGAACUUUUAA
This is a messenger RNA of Staurois parvus, 2034 nucleotides long. The record is from the annotation of a GenBank genome assembly. NCBI's taxonomy places the organism in Eukaryota, Metazoa, Chordata, Amphibia, Anura, Ranidae.